Manihot esculenta (cassava) is the source of this 466-nucleotide messenger RNA. RefSeq lists its product as uncharacterized. The record is from RefSeq and is a predicted model, not a curated record. Bases 31 to 399 code for a protein of 122 amino acids. The transcript is spliced from 2 exons. Lineage: Eukaryota; Viridiplantae; Streptophyta; Magnoliopsida; Malpighiales; Euphorbiaceae.
AAAAGAGGCCCAUAGAGAGAGAGAGAUAACAUGAAAGAAAUGGUAGCCAUAGAAACAAGCCUUUUCUUUAAUAAUCUUUCUUCUCCGAAUCUCUAUCGUCCAAACAAAAUUCGCAGAAGAAAUGCUAUUGCCGUCACCUUAGCUAAGAAGAAAGAUUCCUCUAAGGAUUCAACAACACAACAACCAAAUUUUCCUCUCAGAUUUUCAAGUAAAUUUCUUGCUCAAUCAGCAAUUGCUGUGUUUGGAUUAGGGUUCAUCGAUGCUGGGUAUAGUGGAGAUUGGUCGAGGAUUGGAGUGAUCUCAAAGGAAGCAGAAGACUUGCUUAAGGUUUCUGCUUUUGUUGUUAUUCCUCUCUGUAUUUUCCUUGUAUUUGCCAUCUCAAGGGAAGAAGAGCUCUAAAAUUUGUUUAGAUGGUAAGUUUGUAAAAUUAGAAAUUCAUAAAAUUAGAAAUUCAUUUUAUUUUUUA